Messenger RNA from Guillardia theta CCMP2712, 498 nucleotides. RefSeq lists its product as hypothetical. The transcript has 3 exons. Gene Ontology annotation, molecular function: protein binding. Gene Ontology annotation, cellular component: cytoplasm; nucleus. The annotation marks the transcript as partial. Lineage: Eukaryota; Cryptophyceae; Pyrenomonadales; Geminigeraceae. The record is from RefSeq and is a predicted model, not a curated record.
CAGAUUGGAUGGACGCCGUUGCACUGGGCUUGCAGUAAGGGCCUCAAGAACUCUGUCUCGGCCCUUCUCGAGAAUGGCGCAGACCCGAACAAGGUGAUUGUUCUUUCUAUCAUGGGCACACGGCCGUUGCACUAUGCCGUGCAGUACGGGCGCACGAAAGCGAUGCAGUGGAUGUGCAAGGAGGGAUGCGAUGUGGAUGCACCCAACGUGGCUGGAUGGUCUCCACUGCACUUCGCCGUUCGGCAUGGCAGGGUGCACGCUGCCCACAUGCUCUUGGAUUUAGGUGCAGUUGCGAACAUGCCAGACAAGUCAGGCCAUACGCCUGAGGUCGUGAGAGAAAUGCUUGCAGAAACGAUGAUGCUUGACGAGCGAUUUCUCCUGCAGGAUCUCGCGAGGAUAACCAAAGAUAAGAUUAAGAAGGGGAUCCUGCAUCUUGAGGAAUCGGUGAUUAUCUCCAAGACAAUUUCGCGAAUGGAUGACUCUAUGAUUGUUUUCUAG